Molecule: messenger RNA, 3502 nt
Organism: Lytechinus variegatus (green sea urchin)
Lineage: Eukaryota; Metazoa; Echinodermata; Echinoidea; Temnopleuroida; Toxopneustidae
Product: oxysterols receptor LXR-alpha-like
Exons: 7
Coding region: 233-1873 (546 amino acids)
Biological process (GO): positive regulation of transcription by RNA polymerase II; cell differentiation; negative regulation of transcription by RNA polymerase II
Molecular function (GO): RNA polymerase II cis-regulatory region sequence-specific DNA binding; zinc ion binding; nuclear receptor activity
Source: RefSeq, a predicted model, not a curated record
UACCAUUCAGCCUGAUAAACUGAACAACAAUAUAUUUUCAUUCCUUCUUUUCCCUUUCAGACAAUACAGAGGCAGACCUUUUAUAUUUGCAGCGUGGACACAGGUCAAUGAGAAUAUUGUGGAGAGCAGGCAUUGAACUGAAACGCAUCAGGGAUUUUUAGACCUUAUACAUGAACUUGUUGAGAAGAAAAAUUGCUAGGCUUUGUCAUACAGAUUCUAAUAGCGCUGAAUCAUGUCGGUCCCCGACUCGGCCAGUGCGGACAGCCCCGAGCUCACCUGCAUGGUUUGCGGGGAUAAAGCCAACGGCAUGCACUACCGGGCCUUGACCUGCGAGGGCUGCAAGACGUUCUUUCGGAGAAAUGCCCGACAUCGGGACACCCUAAAAUGCGAGAUGAUGAACGAUGGUGGAUGUGAAAUGGACAUGUAUACCCGGAGGCAUUGUGCUGCUUGUCGAAUGCAGAAGUGUAUUUCAGUCGGGAUGCAGCCAGGCAGAUUAUGGGACCAGAACCGCCUGGCCACCCGUAAACCAAACAAGAAGAAAGCAAAAGUGAAGACGGAAAACAGCGAGACGCCUCCUGUGCCACCCGAGGAGUCAUCUCCUGCCAAGGCAAGCGAUCUCCUUCCAGAACUGUCGAGUCAGCAUUGGGAGAUAGCGCGCCUGAUAGCCAUGGCUUACCGAUCAGCUAAGGAAGCGUUGCCCCAACCACCUCCAAAUGUGAUUCCAGAGCCAGCCUUCCCUGACAGUUCCUCUUCAACAUCCCGUGAAGGACCUGAAAAAUCCAGCUCUCAUCUUCCAAAGGAUACUGAUUCACCAGGUACCUCACCCCUGCAUAACAAGGGACCAACUUACCCAGAGACUCCUCUGGCCUCAGAAAAAGUCCCCAAGAAGAAGACAUCUCCAGAAUGUGAUCCUGGAGAGACCACCAGCAGUUCCUUGACUUUGCCACCAAGAACUAUUCCCCAAGCACCAUCCGGUGAUCUCUCAUCGACUCCAUCAUCCUCAAAGCAGGGAGCCGUAUCUCCAGAAGCUGUUCAAACGGCCGAGACUCUGCCAUCUCCUUCGACCUCUCCUGUCUUGAAGAAAUGCGAGUGCGGAUGCAUAAUUCACAACAAGCCACCUCAUGAGACUGAACCUGAAGCGGACCUUGAUGUAUCAUCAUCAAAGCCAUCGGUCCAAGAAACCUCCAAGGAUAUCCCGUCCAAAGAUCAACCUGGCACGUCUGCUGCGGGGCCAUGUCCAGAUGAUGAUCAAAGGUCAAUGCUUGCAGGGGGUAAGAAGGGCUCCGUGAUUGUCCCACAGAUUAUGGAAAUUGUCGUGCUGCUUCUGAGGCAUAUGAUAAACUUUGCCAAGCAACUCCCUGGGUUCCAGACUCUCACCAGUGAUGACCAAGCAACUCUUAUCAAAGGUGCUUUGGUGGAAUACAUGAUCCUCACUUCUUGUCCUCUGUACGACAUAGAGAAAGGCCAGUUCAACAGUGAGAUCUGGCCGACGCUUUCCAUCGAGCCGGAUCAAGUAGAGAGUGCUGGGUUUAUCACUGUCAUGAAGUCUGUCAUGUCCUUCGCCAUUAAGAUGCAGAAGCUUGCCCUGACUGAGGAGGAACUUGGUUUACUUUAUGCUUUAGCUAUCAUAUCACCAGAUCGUCGAGACCUGGAUGAAGCCAUAAAGGUUGAGGAGCUUCAGCAGCCGUUGGUCGACGCUUUGCAGACCUGUGUACAGAUCAACCAUCCAAAGAAGUUGGGACACUUUGCAAAGAUCAUCAUGCUCCUUACAGAGGUACGUAAUGCCACCGAAGCCUACAUGGACGACCUGAUGACCAUCCAACUCAGUGGGAGCAAACUUAAUCCCCUGCUUGAAGAACUCUUCAGUGACUAACUGGAGACUAUCAGGUGAACCAAAAAUUCAUUCCACCCAAUGGAAGAUGAUUUUUUGCCGGAAACGUGCUAUCUAAAGAUAUUCUGCCUCGGGGCAAACGGACCUAAUCCCCUUCUUGAAGAACUUCUCAGCGACUAUUAGGAAACUAUGAAAUAAACUCCUUUGAACCAACGGGAGAUUCCUGUGGAUGAUGUCUUGUACAUUCCUAUUUAAAUGUUAUGCUACAAAGACUUUCUGAUGCGGAUGGAUUGAUCUCUAGUCCUUGCCAUGAAAAGCUCUUCACUGACUAACGGGAGACAAUCUGGAGCUCAGUCCAACCAAUUAUUAAUGAUGUUUCUUCAAAUGGUCUGCUCUGAAGACAUUCUGACUCGGCAGGAGCAGGUUAAAUCCUUGAAGAUUUGAAAAAUGUCCACCUCAAGACUCUUUGGCGGUGUUGAAGCAUUCUUGAAGCGUUCUUCAAUGACACACUGGAUCCCUCCACCCACGAAGUCAGAUCCCUGUUGAUGAUGCUUUGUGUUGAAAUGGUCCCCCUCAUGGACUAUCCAGUGGCGUUGGAGCAUCCUUGAAGCAUUCUUCAAUUAUAAGUUGGAUCCUUCCACCCACAAGGGGACCCAAGAACUCUAUUGAACCAAUGUCAGAUCCAUAUUGAUGAUGCUUUUUAUGUUCUUGUUGAAAUUGUCCAUCUCAAGGACUGUCUGGUACAGUUGGGGCAUUAUUGAAAAAUUUUUCAAUGACAAUUGCCUAUUCCCAUUAAUGUAUUGCUAUUAAAGUCGGAGCCUACGUUUCCUGGAAGAACUCCUUUGUGACAGACUGAAUCCUACAUUAUCAAUCUACAAAAAGUGUGUUGCCUUUGAGGUGAGGUUAAUCACUCUAUUCCGUCUAAAAGCUGAGGCUUCAACCAUGAUGAUACUUCAGGAAAAGAUAAGGUAUAUCUUUCACUCCAUCUGAAGCAAAUUAUUAAUUUGUCAACAAAGUUUCUAUUCCCGUCAACGUCUCGCUAUUCAAGUGGGAGCCUCUCAUCUUUUCCUGGAAGAACUUCUUUGUGACAGACUCAAUCCUGCAUUUUCAAUUUACAAAAAGUGUGUUGCCUUUGAGAUGAGGUCAAUCAUUCCACUCCGUCUAAAAGCUGAGGUAUCAACCAUGUUAAUACUUCAGGAAAAGAUAAGGUAUAUCUUUCACUCCAUUUGAAGCAAAUUAUUAAUUUGUCAACAAAGUUGAUUCAUCCCUUUAAAGUGAAAUUGGCGGCAACAAUCAUAGGGAGUGAAUUUAUAUUUGCUGAUCCCAGACGUUGAGAAAAGCAUUGGUAAUGCCUGUGAAAAGAGAAGUAUUGGGGGAAAGCCAACUUGGUGUCCCAGCGAGAAUUUCUUUCGUCAAAACUGCAUGGCCUCGGGCAACUGCUGUCGGGCCAGGGAAAAGUGUGAUGAUAAAUUAACCAUAAGGCAAUUUCCAGUGGCAUUAGAUAACGCCUGCUGAUCAUCAUAUUCAUUCUACUCUGGGUGAUUUAUAUCCAAAUGGUGUAAAAUUGUCCGUGAAAUACACACAUUAAUCCUCCUGUAAGAGGCCGUUCUCAUUUCACUUUCUAAAACUAGUUUACUGGAAACUGAUUCAGGAAACCAGUUCGGAAGAUCG